AUGGGCGGCUUGCUUUCCUCCGGCCCAAAAGCUCCGGGUGGUUCUGCCAUGCCGAUUCCACGGCUGAGGCCAGGUGUCUGCAUUGGCCGGCAAGGUGGCCCGAUCUUCCACCAGCUUCUUUGGUUGCAGUACAAUAUGACUCUCGACUUCCUUAAGAGAAAGACAGGUGUUAUCGUCGGAGAUGACGUUAUCAACCUCUUCAAAUACGCCCACCAGAAGGGUUUCGCCAUCCCUGCCGUGAACGUCACCUCGUCCUCUACCGCAGUUGCCGCUUUGCAGGCCGCUAGAGACAACAACUCACCAAUUAUCCUGCAAACUUCGAACGGAGGUGCUGCUUUCUUUGCUGGUAAAGGUGUCAGCAACGAGAACCAGGCUGCUUCUAUCGCCGGUGCCGUUGCAGCUGCCCACUACAUCAGAUCCAUCGCCCCAACUUACGGAAUUCCAUUGAAGGCCGAUGAGGAAUACUUCGCCAAGCACGGCGAGCCUUUGUUCUCGUCGCACAUGUUGGACUUGUCCGCUGAGAACGACGACUACAACAUCUCGACCUGCGCCAAGUACUUCAAGAGAAUGGCCAAGAUGGACCAGUGGCUCGAGAUGGAGAUUGGUAUCACCGGAGGUGAGGAGGACGGUGUCAACAACGAAAGUGCCGAGAAGGACGCUUUGUACACUUCUUCCGAGACUGUGUUCAGCGUCUACAAGGCUCUCUCGCCAAUUUCUCCAAACUUCUCCAUUGCCGCAGCUUUCGGUAACGUCCACGGUGUUUACAAGCCAGGUAACGUUGUCUUGAGACCAGAGCUUCUCGGUGAGCACCAGAAGUACGCCAAGAAGCAGUUGGGCACCUCUGAGGACAAGCCUUUGUUCUUGGUGUUCCACGGUGGUUCCGGUUCUACCAACGACGAGUACAGAAAGGCCAUCAGCCUCGGAAUCGUCAAGGUUAACAUCGAUACCGAUACCCAGUGGGCUUACUUGACUGGUGUCAGAGACUACGUCUUGAAGUACCAGGCCUACCUUGCUCACCAGGUCGGAAACCCAGAGGGUGACGAUCUUCCAAACAAGAAGUACUACGAUCCAAGAAGAUGGGUCAGAGAGGGUGAGAAGACCAUGUACAACAGAAUCGACGAGCUUUUGGGAAUCUUCUCUACCAAGGGACAGUUGGGUAACUAA
This is a messenger RNA of Brettanomyces bruxellensis, 1164 nucleotides long. It is a transcript of the gene FBA1, whose product is annotated as Fructose-bisphosphate aldolase 1. NCBI's taxonomy places the organism in Eukaryota, Fungi, Ascomycota, Pichiomycetes, Pichiales, Pichiaceae. Gene Ontology annotation, molecular function: fructose-bisphosphate aldolase activity; zinc ion binding. The record is from RefSeq and is a predicted model, not a curated record. Gene Ontology annotation, cellular component: cytosol. Bases 1 to 1164 code for a protein of 387 amino acids. The transcript has 3 exons. Gene Ontology annotation, biological process: gluconeogenesis; glycolytic process.